This is a messenger RNA of Verticillium dahliae VdLs.17, 1731 nucleotides long. RefSeq names its product 3-phytase A. Bases 1 to 1731 code for a protein of 576 amino acids. Lineage: Eukaryota; Fungi; Ascomycota; Sordariomycetes; Glomerellales; Plectosphaerellaceae. The record is from RefSeq and is a predicted model, not a curated record. The transcript is spliced from 6 exons. Gene Ontology annotation, molecular function: acid phosphatase activity.
AUGACGGCUGCGGCACGGCCCAAUCGACUCCGUCCUGGCGGGUACCAGCGUGUACCUGAAUGGGAGUUGGAACAACGUCAAGGCCAGCACCAGAGCCAGAUUCCACGCCAGCAGCGGUAUCAGGACACGCCCGCCGGCCCGAGCAACCAGAACACCGGCCGUCAGCUUCCCGAGAAGCCCCUGCCCGCCCUGCCACCGCCGUCCACACCCAUGCUCAUGAGCCCCGGCCCCGGGACGACCGUCGGCCUCGCCGGUCGCCGCCGCCCCGCCAUGGUCUUCUGGUGUGCCCUCGCCGGAUGCCUCCUCGCCGGCCUCGUGCUCGAGCUCGCCUGGCACGGCACACGGGCACCGCCACUUGGUCGGUUUGCCGAGUGCCUCAACGGUGGUGGUGGCGGCAACAAGACAUCGGCUGAUGUACCGCAACACUUCCAGACCUCGCCGCAGCUGUGGGCCGGCCCGACUGCAACGGGGCGGGCCCCCUUCCUGGCGCAAACCCGUCUUGUGCCCACUGGAAGCUUCGUUCCCAACAGCCCGCUCCAGACAGCCAUGCCGAUCGAGGGCAUGGCGGCACAGGACGAGGGUUUGUUCAAGUUGAUGGGCUACCUCGCGCCCUAUGAGCCCUCGCCCGGAUUCGGCGUCGACGAGUAUGGCCUACCAGAGGGAGCCGAGAUUGUGCAGCUGCAAAUGCUGUCGAGGCAUGGGUCGCGGUAUCCGACGCUGAACUCGGGCGUCACCGGCCUCGGGGACCGGCUCAAGGCCGUUGCGGGUAAGCUCAAAGCAAAAGGGGCGCUUGAGUUCCUCAACCGUUGGACCUACGAGCUCGGUCAUGAGAUAUUGGUACCAAAGGGACGAUCCGAGUUGUUCGAGUCCGGUGUGUUGCAUUCGUACAUGUAUUCACAGCUGUACAACACGAAUAGCAAGAUCAUCGUUCGCACCACGGACCGUAUGCUCAAGUCUGCUGAGUACUUUCUUGCGGGUUUCUUCGGGCUCGAGUGUUGUCCCAACGCCUGGAAGCACCAAGUUGGGACCGAGGCUUCGGUGGACUGGCAGUCGCGCUACCUAGCGAACGAAUCAGCUACCACUCGCCUUCAAGGGCUUAUCGAGGGAUACGAUUGGACCAUUGAGGAUACGUACGCUGCGCAGACAAUGUGCCCAUACGAGACGCGUGCCGUUGGUCUUGGCUACCAGCAAGAAGUUAUUGCCCGCCUCAAGAACCAUACCCUUGGCUAUUCAGGGUCCCAGAUCAACACAACCCUCGAUUCCUCGGAGGAGACCUUUCCCUUGAAUCAGAGCCUUUACCUCGACUUCUCGCACGACACGAACAUUGCCUCGAUUCUCACGGCCUUUGGACUUACGCAAUUUGCCGGUCCCCUUCCGCGCGAUAAGCUGCCUGAGACGCACAAUCUCACAGUCUCUCACCUGACGCCCUUUGCUGCGAGGCUUGAUAUUGAGAUCAUCCGCGCACCCAAGCCCGUCAAGGCUGACCGCUCAGGAUACGCUGAUAAGGGUGGGGAGACAAAGUACGUGCACUUUGUGCUGAACCAGCGGACGGUACCGCUGGGCGUGAGCUUCGAGGAGUGCGACGUGGGGCGGGUGGACGGAUGGUGUGAGUUCGAGACGUUUUUGGAAGUACAAGACAAAAUGGAGAAGUUGGCAGACUUUGAUCGGGCCUGCUUUGGAGAGGUGCCGCAGCGGCCGUUUGGCGAGGUGAAUGAUGGGAGGCCUAUAUGA